AUGGGAACAACAAACAAAUUUGCAUUGGGAAUUGCUGAGUUUUCUUAUUCAGGAGGGGCAUUUCCUCUUUUUAAAGAAAUUGGAUUAAAUAAAUAUAUAGCUGCAAGUUCAAAACCUCCUUUUCCCAUUCAUCUGCAUUUUCUUGGUCAGAAACACAAUUAUUCAAUGCCUGGUAAGAAUUUCUUCAGAAAAAGUGUAUAA
Messenger RNA from Meloidogyne enterolobii, 201 nucleotides. Lineage: Eukaryota; Metazoa; Nematoda; Chromadorea; Rhabditida; Meloidogynidae. The record is from the annotation of a GenBank genome assembly.